AUGGUUGCCAAUACACCCUCAAGCAAGCUUGACUACAAGACACUAUGUCUCUUUGAGGUUGAUGAGAAACUUGUUGUUGCGUUCUACAGGCUGAAGCUUCCCUCUCAAUGGAACAUUCAUAAUGACUUCCAAAUAUUUCUGCUGGAGUCCUAUCGGGGACUGAAAUACCCUCGACGCACUGAAGUCCCUCCUACUCCAGAUGAGGUCGAAGGAGAAUACAGUCACGUUCUUCGAGAAAUAGCUAAUAGCCGAUGGCAAUAUGCUAGGCAUUCGAAAAUGUUUGUAGAGUAUCGCAUUGUUUGGGAGGGCUAUCGUUCGGAAGACUCCUGGGAACCAUAUGAAAUUCUGCAAGGAAGAGCCGAUGAGGCCCUGAAAGUAUUUCAUCAAAAAUACCCGCAAAAACAUCGGAAAAUACGGGGAAACUUUAUGGAUCCUCAAAACACGGCGUGA
Morchella sextelata is the source of this 450-nucleotide messenger RNA. RefSeq lists its product as uncharacterized. The transcript has a single exon. The record is from RefSeq and is a predicted model, not a curated record. NCBI's taxonomy places the organism in Eukaryota, Fungi, Ascomycota, Pezizomycetes, Pezizales, Morchellaceae. Bases 1 to 450 code for a protein of 149 amino acids.